Styela clava is the source of this 1533-nucleotide messenger RNA. NCBI's taxonomy places the organism in Eukaryota, Metazoa, Chordata, Ascidiacea, Stolidobranchia, Styelidae. The record is from RefSeq and is a predicted model, not a curated record.
CUACUUACAGAAGUUAAUGCCAUGUAAUAUUUCCUUACAAAUUCACUUUACCACUCAUUUUAAGUACGUUAUUGAACAUUCACAUUUCGAGUUCUUAACAUUGACUGAAUACCCUACUCACUGCAUGUUGUUAUGAUUGCGAAUAUAGGGCUUGCAGGCAAAAUAACGAACGGGAGACUGUCCUGCCUCCCCUGAAAUAUUUUUAGUUAAUCAAUUAUCUGCUCCGCUAUUCGCUUUUGGAAACUCUGUUUUUGAAAUUUUUUUCUUGUUUCCUGCUUUUCAAAUUGACAAAUGUGUUUACGAAUAUUUUAGCAGGUUCUUUUGACGUUGAAGAUGAAGAGAAACAUGCUGAAAGUCAUAACGAGAUCAAAGAUGCCGAUUCAGCAGGUUCUUUUGACGUUGAAGAUGAAGAGAAACAUGCUGAAAGUCAUAACAAGAUCAAAGAUGCCGAUUCAGCAGGUUCUUUUGACGUUGAAGAUGAAGAGAAACAUGCUGAAAGUCAUAACAAGAUCAAAGAUGCCGAUUCAGCAGGUUCGUUUGACGUUGAAGAUGAAGAGAAACAUGCUGAAAGUCAUAACGAGAUCAAAGAUGCCGAUUCAGACAUUCAGACAGGGUGGCCCUUCCUAUUUGAGAGUGGAUUUCUAGACGAACAUUUCAUCUACAAGGCAGGGCAAAAUGAGUUGCUCAAUAAUCUGGACGAAAAAUCGAUCAAUGUCUGCAGGGUGUUCUCUGACAUUCUAAUAUUCUUAAUAUGUGUCUAUUGAGAGGAUAAUAUUGGCAACAGUGGAGGAUUUUUUAAUGGAAUAACGUAUGUAAUCAUGGCAUAUUUUUGCCUUUGGCGUACCCAAAGAAGACUGCUUCUAUUCUUGAGUUCAUUCAAAGAUAUUUCAGUAAGCAGACGGUAAAACUGAAGAAAAGAAAAUUUGACAUGAGAUCAACCCCGAGGUUCGGAGGUUGCUGAAGAAAAUAUGCAACCUCUAAAAUAUGCGAACUCACUAUAUAUAAUUUCGAAUACACUGUGUAACGAAAAAACUCACAGUUAUUUUUUUAUCUAGUUUCCCUGUUGUCUUCCUUUUUAUCUAGUUUCCGUGUUUCUUUUUAAAGUUUGAUUUUGUGAAAGUGGGGGAUUUCCCUAAAAUCGUUUUAUUUUUUGUAGAAACUUGUAUGAAAACUUUCAUUGUAAUAGUCUGGUGCAAUUUCUCUCUAGGGUUUUGAUAUUUCAUAGUUAUAUUCCUUGUAUUCUAUGUAAGACAUCUUGAAUUAAAAAACUCAAAAUCGAUCAAACAAGUUGUAUUUUUCUAGAUUUUCAACUACUGUCCAAGUAGAUUUUACAAGUAAGUCCUCAUAUCCAUUCACCUAUCCUUCGCUCAUAAUACUGUCAUUGGUAAAGGACGUUAACGUAUUCAAUAUGCAUAUUGAAUUUGUGAACGUUCAUUAUCAAUGGCGGUACAAUGAGCGAGAGAUGGGUGACUCUCUAUAUUAGUACCUAAAUCGACUUGUAGGAAAUCUAGAAGAAAAAAACACUUUUUUUGA